Lotus japonicus is the source of this 1780-nucleotide messenger RNA. RefSeq names its product protein WHAT'S THIS FACTOR 9, mitochondrial. NCBI's taxonomy places the organism in Eukaryota, Viridiplantae, Streptophyta, Magnoliopsida, Fabales, Fabaceae. The record is from RefSeq and is a predicted model, not a curated record. The coding region runs from base 421 to 1677 and encodes 418 amino acids. The transcript has 3 exons. Gene Ontology annotation, molecular function: RNA binding.
GUUCUCUCGCCGCGCCAUCGCCAGAGAGUUUUCCACCGUGUCAUCUCCGCCCCGAUUCCGUCAAGCACCAGGUUGCCGUGAAAAUGACUGAAUUCAAGAAGCUAGUUCGACCCACCAUCCCCAUGUGCAGACUCACGCUCUCACCCUCUCACUCACGAUUCACGCUCACAAGUCACCACGCCCUCACCCUCUCGCACGGCGCACGCCGCGCACCACCACCACCACCACCACCACGCCACACCGUCCACCGACCACCAGUCCAGCAGAGGCUCUGAGGCUCUACCCUAGGUCAAACUCUGAUCCUUUCUCUAAUCAAUAUAUUUGUGGUCAAUAUUGAGCUCUGGAAAAGUAAUUGCCAAUAACCCAAAUAUUUUUACAAUCCUCACUUUUCAUUUUACUGGAAAUUGCUAUUGUCCCUCAAUGUUAUUCAACUUUGAGAGAUCCAAAACACUCAGAGAGCUGCUCAGACCUUAUGAAAAUUCAAUCUUCUCCUUUAAAUUCAAGAUCCCUGGUCUUCCUUUCUCACACAUCCAGCGGCAUAGUUACGUGAAUGUGUACAUGAAGUGGAAAAAAGAUUCAUACUAUGACUCAAUUGAGCACAUCCACCAAUCCAUUCAGCUCAAGCCUGUUAUUGCCCUGAAAAACUGCAUUACCCAGGAUCCCAACGGGUGCAUCCCUAUCUCUGCGGUGUCAAAGAAGGGAUUACAGUUAGAUGUGCCCAUGAAGGUUGCGAGAUUUUUGAGGCAAUAUCCAUCCAUUUUUGAGGAGUUUACAGGUCCUCAGUAUAAUCAUCCUUGGUUCAGGUUGACAGCAGAAGCUGCUGAGAUCGACAGGGAUGAGAAGAGAGUAUAUGAAGAAUGCAGGGAGGACUUAAGGUCCAGGUUGAGGAAGAUGAUAUUGAUGACCAAAGAGAAUGUUCUACCUUUGAAGAUAAUUCAAGGGAUGUUGUGGUAUUUGGGGUUGCCUAAUGAUUAUUUGCAGUACCCUGAGCAAAAUUUUGAUGAAUCUUUCAGGUUUGUUGAGAUGGAAGAUGGAUUGAAGGGGUUGGUGGUUGAAAGCAGAGAAAAAGUUUGUUCUGUAAUGGAGAAGAAUGCCAUGAAAAGAGGUUUGUACAGUGGGGGGGCAAUGGAGGCCAUUGAAUUUCCCUUUUUUCCAUCAAAUGGUUUAAGGUUGAGGAGGAAGAUUGAAAAUUGGCUACAUGAGUUCCAAAAGCUUCCUUACAUAUCACCUUACGAUGAUUUCUCAAACUUGGAUCCAGACAGUGACAUAGCAGAGAAAAGACUCGUGGGGUUUCUUCAUGAAUUGCUUGCCCUUUUUGUUGAGCAUUCGGCGGAAAGGAGGAAGCUCUUUUGCCUCAAGAAGCAUUUCGGGUUGCCACAGAAAGUGCACAAGGCUUUUGAGCGGCAUCCCCACAUGUUCUACCUAUCUUUCAGAAACAAGACUUGUUCAGUCAUUCUUAAGGAAGCUUACUGCGAUGAAUCAGCUAUUGAGAAUCAUCCUAUAUUGAGGGUGAGGAAGAAGUACAUCAAGUUGAUGAAGGAGUCAAAAGUGAUUUUAAGGAACAGGAGGGUGAAUGGUCGAUUUUCUAACUGUAGUGAAAAACUAGAUUUAGAUUCAAAUGAUCUGGAUGAAAGGGAACUUCACAUGGCAGAUUGUUCUUCGGAACAGGCUGCAUGAAAAUUUGUAAAAAAGAUUAGAGUUGCUUUAUCAGAAGCUAGAAUGUGCUCUAUGUAUAUAUCAGUUUAAGGAACAAGUUUGAUUAAGUGUGUCGAAUUCUUUA